AUGGAAUUGGCGGAUAUGUGCAUUCGUGCGUCCAAAACGUCAUUCUUGUAUGGCAAGGAUGUCGUUUUGGAAGGAUUGAAAAGUGCUGACAUGAAUGGCCAAAAGGGAGUUGUAGGCGGGUACGAUCCAGAUACCGACCGCAGAUCAGUUUAUGUUCCCGAGGUGAGUAAGGAAGUUUGGAUUAAGCCUCAGAACAUCACGCUAGCAAAUGGAGAAAAAAUGGAGAAAAAGCUCAAUCUGGUCGAUGUUGCCGAUCGCUUUGGCAACGCUGCUCUCUUUGAAGUUUCCAGCAGCUAA
Molecule: messenger RNA, 297 nt
Organism: Cylindrotheca closterium
Lineage: Eukaryota; Bacillariophyta; Bacillariophyceae; Bacillariales; Bacillariaceae
Source: the annotation of a GenBank genome assembly